Molecule: messenger RNA, 324 nt
Organism: Oppiella nova
Lineage: Eukaryota; Metazoa; Arthropoda; Arachnida; Sarcoptiformes; Oppiidae
Source: the annotation of a GenBank genome assembly
AUGUUUUCUGUGAGUUUGGUCGACGAAGACAUCUAUUUGUGGGAAGUAGUCAUUAAUGGUCCGAAAGACAGCCCUUACGAAAACGGUGUAUUCAAAGCUCAUCUUAAGUUUCCCAACGAAUACCCCUUCAGAGCGCCCACAAUGCGAUUCAUAAGCGACCCAAACAUCACAUCCGAUGGACGGGUAUGUUUUGGAAUGAACGGGGAUUCGUACGCUCAAGUAAGCGGCUAUAAUCUUAUGUUAUCAGUGAUAUCGUUGCUGUCGGAGCCCUACACCGACUCAUUGGCUAAUAUGGUUAGAACAAAGUCUUGGGGAAAAGGUUGA